Molecule: messenger RNA, 1714 nt
Organism: Arachis ipaensis
Lineage: Eukaryota; Viridiplantae; Streptophyta; Magnoliopsida; Fabales; Fabaceae
Source: RefSeq, a predicted model, not a curated record
ACUGCCUGAUGAAGGAUCCGAUGUUUCUUUACUGAAUCCGACACAAUAUUUUGUAUUUGCGUCGUUAAGACAGUUUCUCAGUUUUGUUAUAAUUAAAGAUAAAAUGCAAUCAGAUAAUGGCAAGUUAUUCAUUGGGGGGAUAUCAUGGGACACGAAUGAAGAGCGACUCAGAGAGUAUUUCGGUACUUAUGGGGAGGUUGUGGAAGCAGUGAUAAUGAAGGAUCGCACCACCUGUCGAGCCCGUGGAUUUGGUUUUGUUGUUUUUUCGGACCCAGCUGUGGCAGACUUAGUCAUAAAAGAGAAGCACAAUAUAGAUGGAAGGAUGGUGGAGGCAAAGAAGGCUGUUCCCAGGGAUGAUCAGAAUAUACUGAGUAGAAACAGUGGCAGCGUCCAUGGUUCUCCCGGUCCAGGUCGCACAAGAAAGAUAUUUGUUGGAGGUUUAGCAUCUACGGUGACAGAGAGCGAUUUCAAGAAGUACUUUGAUCAGUUUGGGACUAUAACGGAUGUUGUAGUAAUGUAUGAUCACAACACUCAAAGGCCAAGAGGCUUUGGAUUUAUCACUUAUGAUUCUGAGGAGGCUGUUGACAAGGUUUUGUUUAAGAAUUUCCAUGAAUUGAAUGGUAAAAUGGUUGAAGUGAAGCGAGCAGUACCUAAGGAGUUAUCGCCAGGACCGAAUCGCAGCCCACUUCCUGGAUUCAACUAUGGUUUGAGUAGGGUCAAUAACUUCUUAAAUGGAUUCACUCAGGGAUAUACUCCAAGUGCUGUUGGAGGCUAUGGACUUCAGGUGGACGGUAGAUUCAGUCCAGUUGCGAGUGCUCGAACUGGAUUUGCUCCAUUUGGAUCUGGUUAUGGAAUGAGCAUGAAUUUUGAACCUAAUUUGGGUGCUGGAUUUGGGAGGAGUGCAAAUUUCAAUAGUAAUCUUAGCUAUGGUCGGGGUUUAAAUCCUCCUUACAUUGGCAGCUCCAAUAGGCUUGGAAGCCCUAUGGGGUAUGACAGUGGUAAUGGAGGAAGCAAUUCUUUUUUCAGCUCCGCUACACGGAAUUUGUGGGGGAAUGGUGGCCUUAGUUAUGGAACUGGUUCUGCAAAUUCCAGUGCAUACGUUGGAUCCGGGAGUGGAAGCGUUGGAGGAAACGCCUUUGGCAAUGCUGGUGUCAACUGGGGUACUUCAGCGGUUUCUGCGCAAGGCGGUGGUAACAAUGUGCUACAGAAUAGUGGCAACCUUGGUUAUGGAGGUGGUGACAACACUUAUAAUUUGGGGACUGGUGGGUAUGGAAGAAGCAGUGGUUCUGCUAUUGCCCCAACAUCUUCAUACACUGCUUCAAAUGGCGCCGUUGAUGGUGCUUUUGCUGAUUUUUACAAUAAUAAUAAUUCGGUUUAUGGGGACGCCACAUGGCGUUCUUCAAAUUCCGAGCGAGAUGGAUCUGGUCCCUUCAGUUAUGGACUUGGUGGUUCGGCUACAGAUGUUUCAGGAAAAAGUUCUCCGGGUUAUGUUGGUGGUUAUACUAUUAAUAAGAGGCAGCCAAAUAGGGGAAUUGCUACAUAGGAAGAUCGUUAUGAUGACACGAACUUGUAGGCGAGGAUAAUCCGGUGAAGCAGCUGAAUUGUGAAUUUUGUGCACUGCUACUGUUGUUACUGUAUUUCGGUUUAAGACAUAAGAUGUUUGGUUUAUCUAGAGCUAACUUGGAGUUCCUGUUUUGAGGAUUCAGUCAUAUAU